AUGACAAACUUAGAAAACAUCUGCGGUAAAUUUAACUCUUCAAUAGAGAAUAUGAAACUUAUAGUAUGUAACGAACUUCAAAGUAUAGAUACAACAAAAGUUUUGAACUCAGAUGCUUUGAAGAGUCUUAUAACAGACAAAGUUGGAGUUGUUGAAAGAAAGUAUAAAGACCAAAGAGUUUGUGAAAAUGUUGCAAACUUCAUUAUGGUUUCAAACAAUGCUGUUCCGAUGAAAUUAGAAAGUUCUGACAGAAGAUAUGUAGUUGUCAGAACGUCAGAUUCUCAUAUGCAAGAUACAGAAUAUUUUGACGACUUAGCAGAAACUUUGACAUCUGACUUUUACAACCACUUGUUCUCAUAUUUCAUGACAUUAGAUAUUUCAAAGUUCAAUCCAAGACAAAUUCCACAUACCGAAGAGAGACAAACAUUGUUAGAAGCAAACAAGAGUGUAUAUGAACUGUUCAUAGAUGAAACUGACUUUGUGUCAUUAGAUGAAAGGUCAUUGUACGAUUCGUAUAAACAAUAUUGUCAAGAAUAUGGUUAUAUGACAGCGUCUAAACGAACAUUCUUGGCAAAUGUCAAAAGUCUUUUAGACGUACAGAAUGGUGUAUAUACAAAGAAAAAUUUUUCUGAGUAA
Messenger RNA from Trichomonas vaginalis G3, 636 nucleotides. RefSeq names its product Poxvirus D5 protein-like family. The transcript has a single exon. The record is from RefSeq and is a predicted model, not a curated record. NCBI's taxonomy places the organism in Eukaryota, Parabasalia, Trichomonadida, Trichomonadidae. The coding region runs from base 1 to 636 and encodes 211 amino acids.